This is a messenger RNA of Aspergillus brunneoviolaceus CBS 621.78, 1171 nucleotides long. RefSeq names its product ADP-ribosylation factor family protein. Gene Ontology annotation, molecular function: GTP binding; GTPase activity. Gene Ontology annotation, cellular component: Golgi apparatus; cytoplasm. The transcript is spliced from 5 exons. The coding region runs from base 280 to 828 and encodes 182 amino acids. Lineage: Eukaryota; Fungi; Ascomycota; Eurotiomycetes; Eurotiales; Aspergillaceae. The record is from RefSeq and is a predicted model, not a curated record. Gene Ontology annotation, biological process: vesicle-mediated transport; intracellular protein transport.
GUAGGUUUUGGCCAUAUCUGUUAUUUCUUCAAAGACAUAUUCGUCCACUUCUUCCGAAUUGGUCCUUGCACACCAUACUUACUUCUUGGUCGGUGCAGUUGUUUGGACAACUUGAUCGUUGGGUUUGUGUCCGCCCGCAUCUCCGCCACCGCUCCAACGCCCUGAUCCCGCCGCAAAGACAAUAGACAGACAGACAGACAAGACAACUUCCGUCUCACGCCUUCCACUUCCCUCCCCCCCCUUCGGAGCCCACGAUCAGCUUAUUCAAAUUUCGCCGCGAUGGGAGGUUCGCUUUCACGUCUCUGGUCCUUCGUUUGGGCAAAGAAAGAAAUCCGCAUCUUGAUCCUUGGACUCGACAAUGCUGGAAAAACAACUCUUCUUUACCGACUGAAGAUUGGUGAAGUGGUCACGACGAUACCCACGAUCGGAUUUAACGUCGAAUCGGUGACGUACGGAAAUUUGAACUUCAAUGUUUGGGACCUCGGAGGUCAAACAUCCAUCCGUCCAUACUGGCGAUGCUACUAUGCCAACACCGCUGCGGUCAUAUUCGUCAUCGACUCAACAGAUAUUGAACGACUCGGCACGGCUGCGGAUGAGCUGGCGGCGAUGCUCAACGAGGAGGAGCUUCGCGAUGCGGCCCUGCUGGUGUUUGCCAAUAAGCAGGACCAGCCGGGUGCCAAGGGCGCCGGUGAGAUCUCUGAGGCUCUGAAGUUGGGCGAACUGCGGGACAGAAAUUGGAGCAUUGUCGCAUGCUCUGCUAUUGAUGGCAAAGGUCUGAAUGAGGGCAUGGACUGGCUGGUUCAAACACUUCAGUCGGAGAACGCAUAAACCAUGCUGCGAUACCAGUCAUGCCAUAGAUUUGCUUUUGAUACACCUUCGAAACUCGGAUGGAAAACCACAAAGAAACGUGGACGCGCCAGCUUUGUUUAGGAGCUUCUUUCGUCGCCUGUGCGCCUUUUUUAACAUUGUUCCCUUUCGAGGCAGGGCUGUCGUUUAUACAUUAUACCUUUUUGAUUCUGAAAUGUGUUAUACCUUGCAUAAUACCUUAAUUCAUUCUACCAUGAUCCCCGUUGGCUUGGCUGUAAGGAAAUAGUGCUACUGAGUGAGAUGUUUGAGCUAGAGCAGUCGAACUUAGGACCAGCCAAUGUUCGGCUGUCUACUUGCUGCACGG